UGUUGCUCUAGUUGCACUUUCCCUCGAAAGUAUAACAUAAUGAAAAUGAGAUAUCGUCAAUUUCUUUUGCAGAUAGUUGCCAUUUUACUCACCAAGUCCUUUUUCUUAAUUAGCAGCAAUUCGGACGAUUCUUUAUGUCUUAUAGAAGACUCGUGCUUUCCUGUUGCUGAUUGGUAGACUGGGAUUUAAUAAAAAAAUCUUAGCUUGAAAGUCGUAAUCAGGAAGACGUGCUAGAUGUAGACUUUGAAAAAUUGAAAUUUAGGGGUUACUGUUCUAUUUCUGUUUCUCCCACUGACUUUGGCAGAUGAAAGCUGUCAUAUUUGGGAACCUCAUUCACAUAACGUGAUCUGUUCCCAUUGUAUAGGGAAAUUUGAUAUGGUUUCCAUUUCCUUAAUUCCCUUAUGACAUUGAUCGGAAGAAUUAGACAGUGGCCUUUUGUAUCAAGAUCUUGUCAGGAUCCCUGCUUCAAGGAGAUAACAAAAGAUUUGAGAAUAUGUCAAAACACAAUAGUUCACACAAAAGUAAUCAGCAUUCAAUCAAAUAUAAUAGAAACCAACACAGGUUUCCAUCCUUUGAAGCUGAUCUUCCUUGUGUAAAUCAUAAACCCUCUCUUUCCAGUGAUAAGGCUAAGCAGGGCCACAAAAAUCCUGACCUUAAGUCCCCAGAGAUACUAGGCAUGGCUCAGUUCAUCUCUGCUAUAGGACAUAUAUGGGAUUCUGCAAGUCAAUCACUUUCAUGUGUCGGCUCGAAGGAAAUUGUAAAUCAAGAUGAUAUAUGUUUCUGGAAAGGAAAAGUUCUGAUUAACUAUGGCGAGGACAAAAUUGAAAGGGCAUAUAGUUCAAAUGAUACUAAUUACAGUGCUGUUACUAUGAGGGACGCUAGCCUUGUUUCAUCCUCUAUGCCAGCACACAUGAAUUUCCCUAAGGUGAUGCAGAAAAUAGUUGCGCUAGAAUCUUAUAAUGGAAGUCAAGAUUAUGUUCAUUCUUUAUUUAAGAAAAUUUUGCCGAGCUCUACAAACAAUUCAAAUGAGCCUCGGAAAGCAAAGGAUAUUGUGAGUGAGGAAAUAUCAUUUAAAUUGGGAAGUAUAUAUUGGUGUAUGAGUAAGAAUGCUUCUAAAGUGCUAAAGUAUCCUGUCGAUGUUGCUGAGCCUGAGGACAUAAAAACUGCUGCUCCAGUGGCUGAGGGCUGCACUUCAAUAGAUGCAAGCAACCCUGCAUUUGCUAAUGGGAAUGGUCAGUGCAGCCCUGAUAUGACCAUAUCUGAUGAUCUAUCAUCAUCUAGUGAUGGAAUGCUGAAUGGGAGAAAAUUUACAUCUCUGUCUGCAGACUACUUUCUUGAAGCUGUUCAUGAGAAUACAGCAGCUGUUGGUGUUACUCAGACUCUGUUUCCUAGUAUGUAUUCAGAUUAUCAUACCGAUUCAUUAGCUAUAAGUGAUAGUGCAUCUAUGGGGUGCGAACUUGGGAUUGAUGAUAAGGAAUUGUUAAAUACCAAAGAAACAUACCGCGCAGGUACCGUAACUGACAACGAAUCCAAAAUUGAGGUCUCAGCAAAAGAGAAACCUUAUCAAUCCCUUGCCAAGCACGAACAUGCUUUUUCUGGGGCUUUGGCUGGCGUAUGUGUCAGCCUUUGUCUACAUCCUGUUGACACUGUUAAGACAGUCAUUCAGUCAUGCUGUGCUGAAAAGAAGUCCAUUUUUUACAUUGGCAAAUCAAUUGUUUCAGAUAGAGGUUUGCCUGGACUUUAUCGUGGAAUUACUACAAGCAUUGCAUGCUCAGCUCCAAUUUCUGCAGUGUAUACUUUCACCUAUGAAUCAGUUAAAGCAGCUUUGCUUCCUUAUCUCCCAAAGGUAUCUUCUCUGUUUGUGUCUCAAGUCAAAUGAGUAGUGUCACUUAUGUGUUGGUUCUUCUUUCUGGUUUGUGUAAUGUGUUGAUCUAUUCUCUAAUUUCUUUAUAUCUGGAUAGGGUGCAAUCUAG
Molecule: messenger RNA, 1973 nt
Organism: Neltuma alba
Lineage: Eukaryota; Viridiplantae; Streptophyta; Magnoliopsida; Fabales; Fabaceae
Exons: 4
Coding region: 494-1879 (461 amino acids)
Source: RefSeq, a predicted model, not a curated record